Messenger RNA from Brassica napus (rape), 2057 nucleotides. Its product is annotated as putative nuclease HARBI1. The record is from RefSeq and is a predicted model, not a curated record. The coding region runs from base 742 to 2028 and encodes 428 amino acids. The transcript has a single exon. NCBI's taxonomy places the organism in Eukaryota, Viridiplantae, Streptophyta, Magnoliopsida, Brassicales, Brassicaceae.
GAAGACGAUAUCGUGGAGUUAUCAAGCGAUGAAUACAGGAGAAGUAUGGGGUACUUGAUUAGGGUGGAGGAAGAAGAAGAUGACAUUGCACCUGAGUUCAGAAGGAUGGUGCAAAUGAUGCAUGAGGAAGAGAAGAGGCUGACAGAGGAGAGGUUCAAGGUGUUGAAGGCGGGAAUCAAGCUAGAAGAAGGACAAUCCUCUACGGGUGAUGGUAAGAGGAAGAGAAGAGGCUGAGUCCGUGACCGUCUUUCUCUCACAUGGAUCAGCUUUGUUGUACUGAGUCCGUGACCGUGUCUGCAUUGUCUUUGUCUUUGUGUCUGCAUUGUCUUUGUUUCACAUGUCUCUGCAUUGUCUUUCUUUUUGCAUUGUCUUUGUUUCACAUGUCUUUGUUUCUUAUGUCACAUGGACUUGUAAGGACUUUUGUAUUUUGUCUUUGCUCUCUUUCUAGUUCCCGUGACUGUCUUUGUAUUAAAAUCAAUUUCAAGUAGUAUAAAGCCUUCAAGCAUCUCUCACUCUCUCGUUCACAUAUCACAACAAAACUAACCAACCAAGCUUUGUUCUCUCUUUCUCUCUAAUUACCAAACGAAACAACCAAGCUUUGUUACCAAACCAAAUCACAUUCCCUAUUCCCGUGUAAACCAAGCUUCAUAUCAACACUUAUAUUCCCUCUUCCCGUAUUCUUACCAAACCCAAAUCACAUUCUCUGUUCUUACCAAACCAAGAUCAAACCAAAUCACAAACAUGGCAUCUUCUUCAGAAAAUAAUUUUGAAGAUUCACUUGAUGAUUACUUUAAUCAAUAUUUUAAUCAAGCCUUUGAGACUUUAUCCAUGCGUCAUCAAGAAGAAGGUAGGAAACAAAGAAAAAAACGGGCUUAUAUCGAAAGACAUCGUGAAGAAGGGCACAUACGUUUAUGGAAUGACUAUUUCAGUGAAACGCCAACAUAUCCUGAAAAUUUCUUCCGACGACGAUUUAGAAUGAACAAGCGAUUGUUCAUGCAUAUUGUUGAUCGAUUCUCCAAUGAGGUUGAAUUCUUUCAACAAACGCAAGAUGCACUUGGAAGGAAUAGUCUCUCUCCACUCCAGAAGUGUACAGCAUCCAUUCGUGUCUUGGCAUAUGGUACUGCGGCUGAUGCUGUUGACGAAUACCUCCGACUCGGUGAAACUACUACUCGGUCAUGUGUGGAACAUUUUGUGGAAGGCAUAAUAUAUUUAUUCGGCGAGGAGUACCUAAGAAGACCAACACCGACUGAUCUUCAACGUUUACUUGAUGUUGGUGAGGCUCGUGGAUUUCCCGGGAUGGUAGGAAGCAUCGAUUGUAUGCAUUGGGAGUGGAAGAAUUGUCCCACCGCUUGGAAAGGGCAAUAUUCACGUGGCUCGGGAAAACCAACAAUCGUUUUGGAGGCGGUUGCUUCGUAUGAUCUAUGGAUAUGGCAUGCGUUUUUUGGACCUCCAGGUACCUUAAAUGAUAUCAAUGUUCUUGAUCGUUCACCUGUUUUUGAUGACAUAAUCAAUGGUCAAGCUCCGCAAGUCACCUUCUAUGUCAAUGAAAGAGAGUAUCACAUGGCUUACUAUCUCACCGACGGUAUUUAUCCGAAAUGGGCUACUUUUAUCCAAUCAAUUUCACUACCACAAGACCCAAAAUCAGCUUUAUUUGCUAAACAACAAGAAGCUGUCCGAAAAGAUGUCGAGCGGGCUUUUGGAGUCUUGCAAGCUCGCUUUGCCAUCGUUAAAAAUCCGGCACUUUUUUGGGAUAAAGUCAAAAUUGGGAAGAUUAUGAGAGCAUGUAUCAUACUCCAUAACAUGAUAGUAGAAGACGAACGAGAUGGAUACACUCAAUAUAAUCUUAAAGAGUUCCAACAAGAAGAAGGCACCGGAAGUUCACAUGUCGAUCUCGAUUUUGAUAGGGAAAUGCCUACAAAUAUCGCCAAUAUGAUGGAUGCUCGAACUAGAAUUCGUGAUAACCCAAUGCAUGAACAACUAAAAGCUGAUUUGGUUGAACAUAUGUGGACUAAAUUCGGACAUUUAUGAAGACAACUGAGCUCGGAUGUAUCUUUCAA